Elgaria multicarinata webbii is the source of this 1337-nucleotide messenger RNA. RefSeq names its product sulfatase modifying factor 2 (gene SUMF2). The transcript has 9 exons. Gene Ontology annotation, cellular component: endoplasmic reticulum. The record is from RefSeq and is a predicted model, not a curated record. Lineage: Eukaryota; Metazoa; Chordata; Lepidosauria; Squamata; Anguidae. Bases 108 to 1040 code for a protein of 310 amino acids.
AAUCGCCUGCUCGGGCUGCUUUGCUGGGAUCUGGCGCCAAAUCCGGGUGUCGAAGGAAAGGGGGGUGUUCGUGCAUUCAGACGAUACUCCGCCCUCCAAAAUCCCUGAUGCGCUUCUCGACCCUUCUGCUCUCCGCCUGGGCGCUGAUCCGGAACACCUGCGCGGUUGAGAAGGAUGACAAUCUGGUGCAUGUACCCGGUGGGAAAGUGCAAAUCCAGACCGAUUCCUUUGAUGGCCAAAAUGAAGACGGGGCCCCCAGGAAAGUUGAACCAUUUCUGAUGGACAAGUAUCCAGUCACCAACAGAGACUUCCGGGAGUUUGUACGAGAACGGAAAUACAAAACGGAAGCGGAGGAAUUUGGAUGGAGCUUCGUCUUUGAGGAUUUCGUAUCGGAAGAGCUCAAGAAGAAAGUGACGCAGAAACUGGAGUCGGCGCCAUGGUGGCUUCCGAUUGAGAAAGCGUUUUGGAGACAGCCCUCGGGUCCCGGAUCCGGCAUCAAGGACCGACUGGACCACCCGGUGCUGCACGUGAGCUGGAACGACGCCGGAGCCUUUUGCGCAUGGAAAGGGAAACGGCUCCCGACGGAGGAGGAGUGGGACCUCGCCGCCAGGGGAGGCCUGGAGAACAGGUCGUACCCUUGGGGAAACAAAUUCCUGGCUCAUCGCACCAACCUCUGGCAGGGCCACUUCCCCGACGUCGACACGGCUGAAGACGGCUACCACGGAGUUUCCCCGGUGGCCGCAUUCCCUCCUCAGAACAACUAUGGUUUCUACGACUUGCUAGGAAAUACUUGGGAAUGGACAUCCUCUCAGUAUCAUCCGGAUGGGGCUGCGGGCCACCGGGCCGCCCAGGAGAUGCGCGUCCUGCGGGGGGGAUCUUGGAUCGACACGGCAGACGGCUCAGCCAAUCACAAGGCCCAGCUGACGACAAGGAUGGGGAACACACCAGAUUCUGCCUCUGACAACCUGAGCUUCCGUUGUGCCGCCGACCUCGGCAAGCGGCCAGCUCCGGAAACCGUGAGCAAGAAAACCGAACUUUGAAGAAGCCAAAAUUCCUCUUCCAUGGGACACGAGUCUUUUCUCCUGUGGAGACCCGGCUAUUCCGCGCUCCAGUGGGGAGGAAGAUCACGUCUGGAUGACGCAAUAGCCAACCGUGUGUUAAUAGUCAACCGUGGAGUGGUCUGUUAACACAGGGUUGAUUACUGUGUCAUCCAAACAUGAAAAGGCGAUUGAGCAAGGGCUGCAUCAUCAUUGCUGGGGAUUUGAGCCAAAGAACAUUGCAGAAUAAAUUGAAAGCGUCCAUUGCUUGCAACGUGGACGCACAGAUGACCUUCAUUA